Molecule: messenger RNA, 3175 nt
Organism: Passer domesticus (house sparrow)
Lineage: Eukaryota; Metazoa; Chordata; Aves; Passeriformes; Passeridae
Gene: DNM1L
Product: dynamin 1 like
Exons: 20
Coding region: 126-2333 (735 amino acids)
Biological process (GO): mitochondrial fragmentation involved in apoptotic process; mitochondrial fission
Cellular component (GO): membrane; mitochondrion; cytoplasm
Molecular function (GO): microtubule binding; GTP binding; GTPase activity
Source: RefSeq, a predicted model, not a curated record
CCGGGCCGUGCGCGGGGGCCGGCGCCGAUGGCGGCAGGCGCAGGGGGCGGCUGAGGGAGCCGCCGGUGCCCGUCGCGUCCAUCGAGCGCCAGCGCCUCGCCCGCCGCGUCCCUUCGCCCGCCGCUAUGGAGGCGCUGAUCCCCGUCAUCAACAAGCUGCAGGACGUGUUCAACACGGUGGGGGCCGACAUCAUCCAGCUGCCGCAGAUCGUGGUGGUGGGCACGCAGAGCAGUGGAAAAAGUUCUGUGUUGGAAAGUCUUGUGGGGAGGGAUCUGCUCCCACGAGGUACUGGAGUUGUCACCCGGAGACCCCUUAUUCUGCAGCUGGUGCACGUUUCCCCAGAGGAUGGUCGGAAAGGAGCAGGAGAUGAAAAUGACCCUGCUACAUGGAAAAAUUCAAGACACCUUGCUAAAGAGGUAGAUGCUGCUGAAUGGGGUAAAUUUCUUCAUACCAAAAAUAAGAUCUAUACAGAUUUUGAUGAAAUUCGUCAGGAAAUAGAAAAUGAAACAGAGAGGAUUUCAGGAAACAAUAAGGGCAUCAGUCCUGAACCGAUUCAUCUUAAGAUUUUUUCAUCUAAUGUUGUAAAUCUGACUCUUGUGGACUUGCCUGGAAUGACAAAGGUGCCUGUUGGUGAUCAGCCUAAAGACAUUGAACUUCAAAUAAGAGAGCUCAUCCUUCAGUUCAUCAGCAACCCCAAUUCCAUUAUCCUGGCAGUCACGGCUGCCAACACAGACAUGGCCACUUCUGAAGCCCUGAAAAUAGCUCGGGAGGUGGAUCCAGAUGGUCGAAGAACCCUUGCUGUUAUCACAAAGCUGGAUCUCAUGGAUGCUGGCACUGAUGCUAUGGAUGUGCUCAUGGGAAGAGUGAUUCCAGUCAAACUUGGCAUCAUUGGAGUAGUGAAUAGGAGUCAGUUGGAUAUUAACAAUAAGAAGAGUGUGGCUGAUUCCAUUCGUGAUGAGUAUGGGUUUCUCCAAAAGAAGUAUCCUUCCCUUGCCAAUAGAAAUGGAACCAAGUAUCUAGCUAGAACACUGAACAGAUUGCUGAUGCAUCAUAUCAGAGAUUGCUUGCCAGAACUGAAAACCAGAAUUAAUGUUUUAGCUGCCCAGUACCAGUCUCUACUGAACAGCUAUGGGGAACCUGUUGAAGACAAAAGUGCUACUUUAUUGCAGCUGAUCACCAAAUUUGCCACAGAAUAUUGUAACACUAUUGAAGGAACAGCAAAAUACAUAGAGACUUCGGAGCUAUGUGGUGGAGCCAGAAUCUGUUAUAUUUUUCAUGAGACUUUUGGAAGAACUUUAGAAUCUGUUGACCCUCUGGGUGGCCUUAACACAAUUGACAUUCUGACUGCCAUUAGAAAUGCCACUGGUCCCCGUCCUGCCUUGUUUGUUCCUGAAGUUUCCUUUGAGUUGCUGGUAAAAAGGCAAAUCAAACGUUUGGAAGAACCGAGCUUGCGCUGUGUGGAGCUGGUUCAUGAGGAAAUGCAGAGGAUUAUCCAGCAUUGUAGCAAUUACAGUACACAGGAAUUACUGAGGUUUCCUAAAUUGCACGAUGCCAUAGUUGAAGUAGUAACUUGUCUUUUGCGUAGGAGACUUCCUGUCACAAAUGAAAUGGUUCAUAAUCUGGUGGCCAUUGAGUUAGCUUAUAUCAAUACCAAACAUCCAGACUUCGCUGAUGCCUGUGGGUUAAUGAAUAACAACAUAGAGGAGCAAAGGCGGAACAGGUUAACCCGGGAAUUGCCUUCUUCCGUGCCACGAGACAAGUCUACUAAAGCUCCAGGUGCAUUGGCACCUGCUUCCCAGGAGACUGUUACUGCUGCUUCUGCUGAGGCUGAUGGCAAGAAUCCUUCUGUAGGAGCUGAUGCACCUCAGGAGUCUGGAACAGGCAACUGGAGAGGAAUGCUGAAACCCUCCAAAGCAGAAGAGGUGUCAGCAGAGGAAAAAUCCAAGCCAGCUGCAGCCCUACCUGCUAGUCCUCAAAAAGGACAUGCUGUAAACCUAUUAGAUGUGCCUGUACCUGUUGCACGCAAACUUUCUGCCCGUGAACAACGAGAUUGUGAAGUGAUUGAACGACUUAUUAAAUCUUACUUCCUUAUUGUCAGGAAGAACAUUCAGGACAGUGUGCCAAAGGCAGUGAUGCAUUUUCUGGUGAACCACGUGAAGGACACUCUCCAGAGUGAGCUGGUGGGCCAGCUGUACAAAUCCCUGUUGUUGGAUGACCUUCUCACAGAGUCUGAGGACAUGGCACAGCGCAGGAAAGAGGCAGCUGACAUGCUAAAGGCCCUGCAGCGAGCCAGCCAGAUCAUUGCAGAGAUCCGUGAGACACAUCUUUGGUGAAGACUGUAUCAGCCACACUAUUUAUAUGCAUUGGAGGUUACAUUGGCUUGACAAUUGCUAGGCAUGGUAUACGGAGUAGAAUUUUUAUUUAUGAACUCUUCUUAUCUGUGUACUGCAACUGUGUAAAUCUGCUCAUGUAAAGACAGUUGGUUUGAUUUGCAAACAGAAAAACAUGCUGUAUUUUGCAAAAGAAGUCAUAUUUAAUCCAUAUAAUAAAUGGCUCUAAAUGUUUCCUUACCAGGUUUCUGGUGCAAAUUAAAGCAGACCAAGUCUUCUGUCUCAGUGACAGUCUCAUUUGAACUUGGGGAAAAACGUUCAAGUUCCAGUGCCUGACUUGCUGAACAGGUUGCCUGUGGUUAAGACAGCCAGUGUAGUCUUGUGGCAUAGUUUUAAGCUGCUUUUCCAGUAGAAGUUUCAAUACUGUGAAGAAAAGAGAGCACCGAGUAUUUUCUUUCAUGAAUAUAUUGCAUGCACUGUGACAGAUGGAGGUCUCCAUUUUAUAGCACAGUAGAGAUGUCGAGCGUAUUACUAUGUAUGUGUGUUCCCUUUUUUUUUUUUUCCCCCAUUGUUCCCAAAUGUUUCAAUGGCAGACAAAACUUCAGACUUGAUUUCAUGGAGUAUCAUGUAGGAAGAAUUAGCCUGGAGCUUGUGAACAAGAACAGCCUACUAAAAAGUGGCUGCAGAGUUAUUAACGUGCACUGGAGCUUGUGUAUGAAUGUUGGAGUUUAUAAUCAGGCACAAGGACAUCUUCCCCUUCCUCCCCCCUGGGACCAAGCCCCUGGACCAUCUGAUAGUAAAUUUGCUCUGGCAGAACUGAAAAAUAAACUGGAUUUCAAAACUGU